UGUACAGGAACGCUGGUCAGAGCUGUAAGUCUGUGCGGCUGGGUAAUGCCAACACUGAGCUGACAAAAUUCUCGGAUUGCACCAGCGAAAAGAGUCAGCCGCAGCAGAAUUACUCCGACCUCCUGGGGCACUACAGCAAACUGUGCACACUCUACACAUCUUUGAACUCACAGUGUCCGGGGUUAGAGGAAGCAGACAGCACUUGCUAUGGAGAUGGACAGCUAUGAAUCAGAUCAGGUUUAUGAAAACGUGGACAUCAAGAAGCCGCCAAGCAGGAGAGCAGGAAAGCAACAUGGGGCACUAGCUCUGGAGAUGAACGACUAUGCAUCAGAUUCUAUCUAUGCAAACACAGACAGCAAGCAGCCCCCAUGCAUAAGACCAGGAGAGCAACAGUGGAAAUUGGCAGCACCUGUGGAUUCUUCUGAUAGACAAGCAGCUUCCUGUGGAUGGGCUGUGUGGCUGCUUAUAGCUCUGAGCUGCCUGCUGCUGGCAGCCGGUGUAGCCCUGGGGGUGCUCUAUUUCAAGCUCAGUGAAAGUCAUUCAGGGCUGCUGGGUGAGAGUAGCAGGCUCAGUGAAAGUCAUUCAGGGCUGCUGGGUGGCUAUAGCAGGCUCAAUGACACGCUCUCUGAACUGCAGAGAAACUACAGCAGGCUCUCUGAAUCUCAUUCACAACUGCAGAGAAACUACGGCAGGGUCCAAGAUGAAAAUUCAGACAUGAAAAAGAAGAAUGCUGCUGUUUGUGUCAAAUCCUCAACCUUGGAUUUACAAUGUCCUCUCAAAGAAUCCUCUUCAAAGGAGCGGGUUUGUAAAGCCUGUCCAGUGAACUGGGUGGAGUCCAAUGGAAAGUGCUACUACUUCUCACCUGAAAAAAUGGACUGGAACUCCAGCCGGGCUAGCUGUGUGUCAAUGGGAGCAGACCUGGUGAUUAUAGAGAACGAGGCAGAGCAGAAAUUCUUAUAUGAGAAUGCUAAAAAGAAUUACUACUUGAUUGGCCUGACAGACGCUGUUACUGAAGGAGUCUGGCUCUGGGUGGACGGCACUCCUCUCAAUGACAAGGCAAAAUUCUGGUACGGUAAUGAGCCUGAUGACUGGAAGGAAGUGGACUCAUCCGGAGAGGAUUGUGCACAUCUGAAGCUCUUGGAAGAUCCCCUUAAGGACUGGUUUGAUGGAACGUGCAGACUGGGACAAUAUAAUAGGAUUUGUGAAACCAUGGCAGUGAUAAUCAAUAUAUAAAACCAAUGUGGGUCUGUUUCACUUUCUCUCUCUAUUUAGAAAGCAAACAAGCGAAAAAAUGAACCACAAGUUUCUUACAUUUAAAGUUUAUUGAACAAUAAGUAUUUUUAGGAAAUAUAUAUAUAUAUAUAUAUAUAUAUAUAUAUAUAUAUAUAUAUAUAUAUUAAAAAAUAAAACCAGAGCUUUCAUAAAGAAUCUGUAAAUUCAAAUGCCAUUUUGAUAGAUUUUUUUUACAUUUAUCCACUAAGACACCUUGCUUGUGUAACGGGGUGACCACGUCACUUCAUUUAAGUUUGAUUUUGUUUUUGCAAUAUAUUCAUGUUUUGAUUUAUUCACAUUUGAUUUAAUGUUCAUUUGUUUUAUUUUAACACAUUUAUAAAGCAUGUUUAUUUUGGCACGUUACUUUGUUGUAGAUUUGCACAGAUCUCACUGGCACGUUGAUGUUCCCAGCCCCCAAAGGUGCUAAUUGAAUAAUUUGAAGAAGCUGAGCGCCUGGUAUAAAAGAUUCUGAUUUCAUUCCUUCGAGAGAUUGUUUUUGGUCCAGUGUGACGUGAACCCGGGUUUGCUGCAGUGUAGGUUGGAUGCACAGCCAGUAAGAGAAGAGAAGGAAGUAGACUCGUUUGUGUUCGGCGGUGGGUUGGGGAGAAAAUUUAAAGAACCAGCCGCCGACAUUCAGAGCGAGGCUCCUGCUGUGCUUCCUGUCUCCCGCCGUGUGUGUGUGUGUGUUUAAUGGUUUUAGAAAUUAGUAUUUUAAAGGCAUUGGGGUUUUAGAGGAGUGCGGGAGACAGGGAUACAUUAUUGUUUUUAGUAAGCCCCUACUCUGUGAUUGUAUUGAGCAGCACUGCACUUUGUUUUUAAUUAUAAUUGACCAUGUAUUGUUUUAAAUGAACAGUGCAAACCCCAUGCCGUGACUGUGUAUUCUAGACCUGUCCUAUUUGUUAAAUAUAGUUAACCACCUGUAUUUAAUAAGAUGUUCAUUGCCUUGCA
Molecule: messenger RNA, 2220 nt
Organism: Acipenser ruthenus (sterlet)
Lineage: Eukaryota; Metazoa; Chordata; Actinopteri; Acipenseriformes; Acipenseridae
Product: C-type lectin domain family 4 member D-like
Exons: 8
Coding region: 208-1233 (341 amino acids)
Biological process (GO): immune response; biological process involved in interspecies interaction between organisms
Cellular component (GO): external side of plasma membrane
Molecular function (GO): carbohydrate binding
Source: RefSeq, a predicted model, not a curated record